AUGGAGAAUGGUCAGUGCGUAAGGACACCAGCGACAUCGCCCACUUCAGAAGUGGAUGAUGUUUAUUCAGAUUUGUACUCGACAUUAUCGCAAGUAACUUCGUCCACUGUCAACGAUAUCGAUCAAUUGCCAUACCAGCUCACGUUUAAGAGCGCAGUUACAUAUUUGGGAGCAUGUUUGUGUGGUUUACUGUUUGGGUACGAUACGGGAGUAAUAUCGGGAGUAUUAUUGAAGAUUAGGCCAGAAGAUAUAUCAAGAGAAGUGAUUACGAAUUUUGAUAAGGAAUUAAUAACAUCUGUAACAUGUUUGGGGUCAUUUUUUGGGUCUAUCCUGGGUUUUCCGCUGUCUGAUACGUAUGGUAGGAGGAAAACGCUGGCAUUCUGCAGUGCCAUAUUUAUUGUGGGUGGUAUCUGGAUGGCACUAUCAAAGAGUUUAAGUCUGCUUAUUAUGGGUAGACUUGUCGUAGGGGUGGCUAUCGGUAUUGCUGCUCAAUGCGUUCCAGUCUUUCUGAGUGAAGUUUCUCCUGCGUCCAUUAGAGGAACGGUUUUGACUCUUAACUCAUUGGCAAUAACAGGUGGUCAGUUCCUUUCAUAUGUGGCAGCAUACAUGCUUGCUGAUUUAAAGCAUUCCUGGAGAUACUUAUUCGGUAUAUCAGCAAUUCCAGCGGUAAUCUUCCUUGCCUUGAUGAAGUUUAUUCCAGAAUCACCGAGAUGGCUGAUAUCUAGGAGCGAGUUCACGAAGGCUCAUGCGUCUUUGCGAGUUAUAUAUCCUGCUGCAAGUUCGCAGCAAUUGGGUCUUAAACUGCGGAAACUUGUUCAGGAUAUAUGCAAACUACGAAAAUAUGAGGAUAUUGAGGAGCCUCUCUUGUUAAAUCGCUCGAAGCUCUUUGGUCCAAAAUCCAAAGCGAAAACUUCUAAACAAUCUAUGGAUGGCAAUCAAAACGGUACAGUUACGACAGAAAUUCCCGAUUCCUUGCCUCAGGACAGGCACCAGAAGCAAGUUCAUAAGAUGGAACCGAGGGCCAAGAGGGCCUUAGUUAUUGGGUGCGUCCUGAUGUUUUUCCAGCAGGCUUCUGGAUUCAACGCCUUCAUGUAUUAUGCCACCAUACUCUUCGAAGAUUUGAAUGUGAGCAACCCUCUGCUUCCAGCUAUGGGUAUCGCAUUUACGAAUUUCCUAUUUACUUUCGUGGCUCUUGGAUUGGUCGAUAUCGUUGGCAAGAGAGCGAUGUUGUUGUACACUAUUUGGAUAAUGACAUUAAGCCUUUUACUAAGCACGGUGAGUUUUGACAUAAACGACACAAGACUGAUACUCACGUCUGUCCUGAUGUUCGUGGCUUCCUUCGCAUCAGCAAUGGGGAAUAUUCCAUGGAGUAGCGUCGAAUUUUUGCCUCUCAAUAGAAGGGCGUUUGGAGCUUCAUGCAUUUCAUGCACAAAUUGGCUCACAAAUACUGUCGUUUCAAUGUCAUUCUUAUCUCUCGUCAAUCAUUUCGGGAGUAAAAACAUCAUGUUAGCAUUCGCUCUUUUUACCGCUCUGAAUUGGGUGUUUGUUUAUUUUUGGUAUCCCGAGGUCAAGGGCUUGACAUUGGAAGAAAUAGGCAAAGUGUUCGAUCAUGGCAUCGAUGUAAACUAUGUCUAUAGAAACUAUCAUUAG
Molecule: messenger RNA, 1650 nt
Organism: Torulaspora delbrueckii
Lineage: Eukaryota; Fungi; Ascomycota; Saccharomycetes; Saccharomycetales; Saccharomycetaceae
Gene: CIN10
Product: Cin10p
Exons: 1
Coding region: 1-1650 (549 amino acids)
Biological process (GO): transmembrane transport
Cellular component (GO): membrane
Molecular function (GO): myo-inositol:proton symporter activity
Source: RefSeq, a predicted model, not a curated record